This is a messenger RNA of Solea solea (common sole), 2376 nucleotides long. It is a transcript of the gene dytn, whose product is annotated as dystrotelin. The transcript has 15 exons. Gene Ontology annotation, biological process: synaptic signaling. NCBI's taxonomy places the organism in Eukaryota, Metazoa, Chordata, Actinopteri, Pleuronectiformes, Soleidae. The record is from RefSeq and is a predicted model, not a curated record. The coding region runs from base 86 to 1819 and encodes 577 amino acids. Gene Ontology annotation, cellular component: plasma membrane. Gene Ontology annotation, molecular function: zinc ion binding.
GGACAGUUCUCAGGUAAGUCUCUGUUAUCGUCAUGGAAACGUCUCCUGUUCAGGUCUGACUGUUGUUGUUGUUUUCAGGUCACUCAUGGAUUUCAACGUCACAGAGAGUCUGAAUGAGAUUGGUCCGUGUGUUUACAGAGUCUCCAUGAAGCUGCUCUCUCUGCAGAAACUCUGUCACUUGGACAUCGUGUCCUCGCGACACAUCAUGGUGGCCGUCCAGGCUGUGGGCGGGGCUCAGCGGCAGCCGGAGGUGGAGCUGAAGAGGGAGGACAUGAUCUGGAUUGUGAAAAGGAUGUUUGACAGCGUGUCACAGGAAGUGCCUGAUCACAUGAUCAUGGAGGCUUUAGAGGAAACAAGUGACCUGAUACUAACCACAUUUGAGCGGGCCAGUGCUGGUAGUUUAUCAGUGGUGUUUCUUCAAACAUGUCUCAUCACUCUGUCGUCUGACGACCUGAUGACCAAAUACAGAGCGCUGACCUCCAUGUGUCAGUCGACGUCAGGAAGCGUCAGUAGAUCUGAACUAUGGUGUUUACUGAACAACCUCAGUCAGGUUCCUGCCACGGUUCAGGAGGGCGUGGUCUUUGGUGACAUAGACACAGCAGUGAGCUUGUGUUUUAACAGGGUGCUGACUCCAACAGUGAACGUGGAACACGUGUUGUCAUGGCUGCAGACUGAACCCUGCCUGUUACUAUGGUUACCAACUCUGUACCGUCUGUCUGUCAGUCAGAACGUCAGUCACAACGUUCGCUGUCACACCUGCAAGACUUUCCCCAUCAGUGGACUGAGGUAUCGGUGUCUGAAGUGUGUGAACGUUCACGUUUGUCAAAGCUGUUUCCUGAACGAACGACAGUCUAAGAAACACAAGAGGCUCCACCCACUGAUGGAAUACUGCACACAGCCCACCUGGAGAGAGACAGUGUCCUCAUUGGUGCGAAGCGCUCGUUUCACUCUGUUACCACGGCGACUCACUCAGAGAGAGGCUGAAAGCAGGAAGUGGGAGGAGCCAGUGGAGACUCAAAACAGAGCUCCGCCCCCUUCUGAUGCCUCACCACGAUUGGGAGACACAGUUGUCCAUCACAGUCAUAGCCCCGCCCCCUUAGCAGAGCCUCAUCGCUGUCGCUCAUCUAAAGGUCAACAGACGGACGAGACGCCAACACGUCAGGAGGCGACCAAGAUGAUAGACAUCACAAACCUGCAGCGAGACAAAUGGCUGCUGGAGCAGGAAAUGUGGGCGUGGCGAAUCACCGUCCAAUCAGAGCAGAGCAUCCUGGAGGACCGGUGCUCAGAGAUGGAAGUUGCUGUGAAAACCCUGAGACAGCAGAACGUCAGCCUGCAGGGGGCGCUCACUCAGGCUUUGAACAAAAUGGAGGCUGAACAACACAUGACACACAGAGACGUCACCACGGAGACGGAUGACGUCAUGCUGACCUCCGACCCUGAGGUGGAGGAAGAGGAGGAGGAAGAGGAACUACUACUGAUAGAAGAAGAAACUCCGUCUCCCACAAUCCACUGGGGCUCGACUUCAUCACAGGAAGACUGUGAGGAGGAGGAGCCCGAAGAUCAUGGACGUCUGUCUCAACCAAUAAGAGAAGACGAAGAACCAGAGGAGAGAGGACGACAGGAAGAAGUUGAGGAAGAAGAGGAUGACGGGAAAUGGAGUCCAGAGGAGCUGAUACAGAGAACUGUCUACAGACUGAAGACUGAGCUGGAGACAGACAGACAGACAGGUUACAUGAAGUGGGCAGAGCUUGUGGAGGCAGCAGAGCAGGUGGGAGGAGCUGUCCACUUUCUUGUGGACACAGUGAUGAACACAUACUGAGCAAGUCAACUGGAUGCCUCUUUUUUCUGCAGCCUUUGGAGGCGGGGCCCAAUGAGGGUUUGGGGGCGGAGCAAGAGGGCGAGCACAGCAGGUAAACCAACGAGGUGUGAGGCUGCACUGGCGUGACCACGCUAGAAUAUGACGGAGGGAGGCGGAGCCAUGUCCGAGCCUCGGGAGUCCUUUCUGUCGUUUCAUGAUUAGCUGCAGGGACACUGGUGGGCGGGGCCUCAGGCUGACGGACAGCUGGGAUGACCAAUUGGACAGUCUGUGUACUGUGACUGACUUUGACCACCUGUGAAGAGGAAGACGUGAGACGUUUGGGUUUCAUCCAAAGAUGCUGUCGAUGAUGUCACACUCACCUGACACCUGGAUGCCACCCUGAAGCCCCGCCCCCUACUCCUUCUCUUCCUACUGUAGACAGACUCAUUACAGUCCAGUAAUGGCAGCAAGGCACUGCUGUUUUCACCACGCCCCUUCUUCUUUUGGCUCCUCCUACCAUAUCUGAGCGUGAAGACAGAACGUUUUCAUGUUUUUAUUAAAAUAAACUUGAUUCACAA